Capsella rubella is the source of this 2886-nucleotide messenger RNA. RefSeq lists its product as uncharacterized. The record is from RefSeq and is a predicted model, not a curated record. Bases 108 to 2651 code for a protein of 847 amino acids. The transcript has a single exon. NCBI's taxonomy places the organism in Eukaryota, Viridiplantae, Streptophyta, Magnoliopsida, Brassicales, Brassicaceae.
UUCAUAAUCUUGUAGAUUCUUGAUAUUUUUCUUUCCUUUAACGAGCGAGAAAAGAUCUGAGAUUUGUUCAAUAAUAUUUGGAGUAUUCUAGUGAUUUUCAAUCAAUCAUGGCAUCUUCUUCUCCUGCAAAGAACAAGAUCUCUGUUUCUGCUUCUUCUCUACUGUCUUCCUCUUCUCCUUCAAUGCCUUCCAGACCAAACCCUAAACCCAGAAACUCGGAGACCGGAGAUCUGAUGCGGCGCAGUUUUCGUGGCAACCCAUUUCCUGCAGAUUCGUCCCGGAGAAACUCUGUUGGUAACAGUCGUGUUGAGUUCGGAGAUAAAGAGAACCACCAGAGCGACAAGGACCUAAUCUCGAAUGUGGUGGUCAACAAAGGUCCGAAAGGUUCCAAACAUUUCAUGUCACCAACCAUUUCAGCCGUUUCUAAGAUCAAUCCGUCGCCGAGGAAGAAGAUCUUGUCUGAUAAAAACGAAAUGUCUCGAUCCUUUGACAAAACCCAUCAUCAGGUCAAGUCAUCUGUCUCCUUUUCUGAUGUCAUAAGUAUCAUUGGGGAAUAUAAAGAUCAUGAUGAGAUUUGCAUCGAUGAAAAGAAGCACUUUGAUAUUAAGGAAUCGUAUGAUACUACUGUCACUGAUUUCGAUGAGAAUCUUGAGAACCAGAGCAAUGAUGGUUCAAGCUUCAUGAUCAGCCCUCUUCCACCUUCUGUUCCAUACACAUUCCCUGUGUUUGAGUCUCAUGAUGUGGAUCCCUUGGUGGCUCCUUAUGAUCCAAAGAAGAAUUACCUGUCACCGAGGCCCCAGUUUCUUCAUUACAAGCCAAAUCCAAGAAUUGAGCAUCAUUUUGAUGAGUGCAAGCAGCUAGUGGAGCUUUUCAGCUCUUCCUCUGACACUGAUUUGUCAGCAGAGGAAAGCCAACAAGAGGAGGAAGUUGAUUCUCCGGAAGGUGUAGUUUCUGUAGAAGUGGCAGAGGAAACUCAAGAUGUGGGUGGUGAAGAGCGUUUGGAAGCACCAAAAAGUGAUAAAGAAGAAGAGGAAGAAAAGGUAUGUGAAAGCGUUGAAGAAGAAACUCACCAGGUUUCAAAAAGGUCUCGGGUCAAGAUGUCAACGCUGCUUGGUUGGAUUAUGGUCGUUGGUGUGGCGUAUGUGUUGCUGGUUUCUUCGGUGACAUUAACUCAACCAAGCAUCAUUGAAAGUUCACCUUUCUAUCAGUUUCAGAUCCCAACACAAGUCACAAAGUCUGCAAGAGAGACCUAUGAGCAAGUGAGUGUAAAUCUGGUGAUGUGGGUAGAAUCAUCUCUUGUGUAUAUUGAUAAGCUGAUCUCAAGUCUAAGAGAGGAAGAGGGCUACGGUCCUUUUCAGUUUCACAAUUUGACAAUUCUUUUAGAAGAUAAAAAAAAUUCUGAUACUGUUUUCCAGACAAGUGGUGGUGAAGUCAGUGUUGAUGAGUUCUUAGUUGAUAGCAAAGACUGGAGCUUAGAAAUGGAUGGAGAAGAAGAGGAACUUGAAGAAGAACCGGAGAACAGUGGUGAAAUCAGACUUGAAACUGUCUACGAAGAGGAUGGUAAUGAAGUCGAGCAGGAGAGUGAAGGAGGGGAGGUAAACUCAGAAAUGAUUUUUGAAUUUGAUGAGCAGGCUGAGAUCAAGAUAGCUACAGAUACAGAUACAGAUACAGAUACAGAGGUGAGUGGAGGUGAAAGAUAUUCAAAAACUCUUUCUGAAGAAGUAAAUGGUGGCCAGGAAACUGAUAAUGUUGAAGGGCAGAGAGAAUAUGAAGAAAAUGACCAGAAGAACAGCGAGGAAGGUCAUGUAUCUGAAACUGGAUUUGCCCAAAAUGAUGAGAAGAACAGGGAAGAAUAUGAAUCCAACUCACACCAGCUUGAUGAUGUGGAGUCUGCUACAAUUAGUGGUCCUCAGCAAAAAGAAAUAGAAGUAGCCAAUGCAGAAACUGUAGCAGAAGAAGAAGGUGUGGGGGAAAUUGUUGGAAACAGCAUUGGUGUUUCAGAAGAAGCUACAGAUGUAGAGCAUGAUGGUAAUGACCUAGAAGAAGACAGUGGGUUUGGUGAGGUUGUUAAUGAUGCAGGUGCGGAUGGAAUUUUGUUAAGUAAUCAUAAGAAAGUGGUAGUCGUGUGUUCGACUGUGAUGGUUAUACUUGCAGCAGCAGCAGCUGGUUUCUUAUUAGCCAAGAAGAAGACAAAACCAGUGAAGAUGCAACGUGAAGAUUGUGAGCCGACAACAAUCUCUGCAACUGAAGUUGAGCAUGUGCCAGUAGAGAAUCUGAUCAAAGAAAGGCUUUCUUCACUAAAUUUCAAAGAAGAAGAAGAAGAUGAAGUUGGUGAUGUUAGAGAAAGAGAGGUAUCAUCAUUCCCUUCUGAGAUGAGCUUCAGUUUCAGUAAGAACAAAUCAUUACACAGCUGCAGCAACAACAGAGAUGAUCCUAAAGAAUACCAAAGUGGUGGAGGAGGCAAGAAGAGUAAUGAUAGCGGAGAAUCCAUGGCUUCCUCGGCAUCAGAAUACUCCAUAGGCUCUGUUUCAUAUGGGAGUUUCACAACAUACGAGAGGAUACAAAAGAGAAGUGGUCACAAAGAGAAAGAGAUGAUAACACCUGUGAGGCGUUCAAGCAGGAUCAGGAACCAUCAACAUUCUGGACAAUGAGUUAGAGAAUUAGCUUUGAUUCUAUGAAGUACUGAUUUGUAGGAAGCUUUUCCAUCUCACUGAAGCUUAAGUAGUAUGUUGUUGUCUUGGUAAUCUUUGCUUUUAGGUUUGAUUUUUCUCAUUUAAGUUUCUGGCUUUAUCAUUUGUUUGAGAUAUUGUACUUCAGUGCUACUAGCCUACUACAUAUGAUGAGCCUUUUCGUCUACUUUUAAUGACAUUGUUCAUCUUUUCUGAA